CGUUGUUCCCAGUAUUUUCAUACAUCCCUCGAUGGCUUCGUCCACGUUAUGAAUAAAAAUGAUUUUUUCGUCUCGACGCGUACGUAUUCUCGUUUUGAAAACGCGGAGAGUCACAGGGAUCGUCGAUCUCAAGAAUCAUUCUCUUUCUCUCUCCUUCUCCCGGACAUGAGAGACGCAUUCGUUUUGUUUUGAUACGUGGAUGACGUAUCCUCGAAGACGGUGAAUCGAACCUGAACUAUUCCGUGAAAAUUACCUACGUCUUCCGAUUUUUCACUCAGUCUCUCUGCUAGUGCCGUGGUGAAUCGCCGAGAAAUUAAUCACGGUCUUGAUUAUUCGUUAAUCAACGGUGACGUUAACCGUAUCCUUUAUGGCUUUCUGACAGUUCCUGCGAAAAUGGCUCGAUGGGACGUUUUGUAUCUUUUGUGUUUGAUGCUCCUUGCAAACAAUUACGUAAACUACAGCUCGUGCACAUAUUAUGGUCGUCACUAUGAUAAAUAUGGUCUGGAGUCAGAGAAAAUUUGCCACAGACUUGGCUUUAAGUCAACCAUAGAGAUUAGCGAGCUAGCCGCAGUGGUCUUACCUAAACACAUGUUUGAACGUUGGGAGGUUCUCCAAAAUGUUCACUGCAAAUUUGUUAUGAAGGCAGCUAAGGGGGAUGGUCUGUUCGGUGUUAUUCAGAAACUGUCAUUUAGAAAGAACGAGACACAGUGCUUAGAUUAUGUGCAGUUUAAAAGGAAGGAUGAUCAUCGGACAGAAAGAUUCUGUGGUACAUUGGAUCGCAGUAGAACUAAGUAUUACCCUGUUCCUGAACCAGAGCAUAGCAUGUACUCGUCUGAACCUGUAUUAACAGCAAGGACUUUUGCCGAAUAUGAUCCAAGCGGACGCAAGUCUGGAGGAGAAUUGGAGACUGAAAUAUUUAUCUCCAAAAACAAGUUACAAGACGAAGAAUUUCUUGCUCUCAGCAUUGUUUAUACUCCAUUUAAAAACUGUAACAACACAGAUCCAACCAAAUACACAUCAAUUGGCAUGGACACCUGUUUAAAAAAUGACUUUUUCUGUGAUGGGAUUUAUAAUUGUGCACCAAAAAUAUGUUCAGAUGAGGACAAGUGUCCAACUAAUGCCAAUGAAUUUAUUAGCACUGGUACUGGUACUAAAGUAACCGUGGGUGCAGUGACUACGAUGAUACUGUGUUUUAUUAUAUUCAUUAUGGGUUUAUGGAUAUGCAAAAGAUCACAGAAGUUAUGUUGGUCUCUGGAUUGUGCUGAUCCAACGGUAUGCUCAUCGAGACCUGGUCCACUGCCACAUGAAACUGAAGGAACUGUAAAUCCACCAGUACCUACGGCGCCAAUGUUGGAGGUCGCUGUGUCUUCGACUGUCGCUGACAAAGAUCUACCACCAAGUUACGAUUCAUUAUUCCCAGAACAAAGUAAUACUGUUAGAUCAUAAUAACAAAGCAAUCGUAAGUUAUUAAAUAUAAGUGAUAACUAUUGACAGCUUAUUAUCUAAUGUUUUAAUUAGAUACUGCUGUGCACAGUGCAGUCUUCAUAUGUAUAUGGUAUGAAUGAGUGCCUUUCUGAAUGAAAAUGAUAUACAGUUACGUACACAAACAUCCAUAAGAACAAAACUAUUAGAAAUUUCAUUUUUUUUUUUAGGGUUUUAUACCGAGAACUUUUCUAUACUGUUUCUAUUUACAACAAUGUUGUAAAUUUUGAUAUCCUGUUACAUUUAAAACUUACUGUUUCUAUCGUCCCAGUAAUAAAUACUCUUUUGCCAUAGAUAAGAAAAUACACGUAUACAAUUAACGGCUGUACACGCGAGUUAACACGAUAGUGAUCAUUCCAUUUACUACAACGAAUUAUGUUAAAAAAAAGACUUUUCGAUCACAAUUAGUAAGACCUUUUUCUAUAUGUUAGAAAACGUACUGUAAUUAAUAAGUGUAAUAUUUAUACGAAAUUGUUUCGAAAUCGUGUCAAAAUACUUACGACUCAUUGUAAGUAACUGAAUUAAAGCAUCAUUUAAUAUUGGUACUCUACAUUAGGAUAAUCUAUGCAACUAUUAUAUCCUUAUAUCGACAUGUGUAUUUAUUAUGAUGUAAAACGGUAGAUCUGCGUAUUUUACGAACACCGAAUAAUACAAUUUAUACAUAUGUAAGAUAUUUAUAAUGUUUUUAUACAUGUACGAAGUAUAAAAAUUUUAUAGUAUUAUACAAUCUCUACGAACAUGUGAAUAUCUAAAAAAUUUAUUUGUUAGGAAUCUCUUUAUACACGUAUACACGGCAAAUUUGUGUAAAUAUUAAAUUUGUAAUAAAAAUCUUAAAAAAUGAUUAAUA
This is a messenger RNA of Megalopta genalis, 2329 nucleotides long. RefSeq lists its product as uncharacterized. The record is from RefSeq and is a predicted model, not a curated record. Lineage: Eukaryota; Metazoa; Arthropoda; Insecta; Hymenoptera; Halictidae.